Molecule: messenger RNA, 1584 nt
Organism: Marchantia polymorpha subsp. ruderalis
Lineage: Eukaryota; Viridiplantae; Streptophyta; Marchantiopsida; Marchantiales; Marchantiaceae
Source: the annotation of a GenBank genome assembly
CACACUUUACUUUCAACACCUGCUGUUAUGUCCUCGCUUGGACUCGGGCGAAGGCAGCAUGAGGUUGACUGAAGGAAAUUGGGCCAGAAUCGUACGGCCGACGGUUUUGAGACGAGAUUGAAUUACUGAUGGAUGAGCGGGGCUGCACAAGGGCUUCAUGUAGAAUUUUGUUGAAUCGAAGGACACGGAUGGAGGGCAUAUAUGAUUCUUUUUACCGCGCGGUUUCGACAGUGUGGUGAGGGUAAGGAGCUGCUGCUGCUCACAUCGAUUUGAUAGACGAAGCUUGAAUUUCAGCCGUGAUUGUGUCGAGGUGGGCAUCAUGUGGGUGGUGCGAAAGGAGGACGAGGGCGCUGCUCGAUCGCAGCAGCAGCCUUUGGUAACUUUGCAGAAGUUAGGGCGUGUUUACGUUAUGACGCUCAUCGGCGAUGGAGAGCACCGACUUGACGAAACUUUGAUGGAAAAAAUGAUCGCAGCGCUGAACGCAGUCCAAUUGGAUGAGGACGCUGCAGCUCUGGUAACCACCAACGAGGGAAGGUUCUACAGCAACGGGUUCAACUUGAAUUGGAUUAGAGAAGAACAGAAGAAGGCAAAAUCAUCAAACUUGUUCGGGCGUUUGUUAGCUACGUUGAUCGGCAUGUCUGUUCCGACCAUAGCUGCCAUCUGUGGGCACGCGAGUGCAGGAGGGCUCAUAUUGGCCAUGGCUCAUGACCACAGGUUCAUGGCCAGCGAUCGGGGCUUUUUGUACAUGAGUGAGAUGGACGUGCAGGUGCGAAUCUCCACGGGUAUUUUGAAUCUGUUGAGAGCUUCAAUGAGUCCCAAAGCUUUCAAGGACAAUAUCCUGCUUGCCAAGAAGCAGAAAGCUUCGGAUGCGCAAGCUCUAGGAAUCGUGGACUCCGUGCAUGAAAACGCUUCUGCUACUCUCCAGGCUGCUAUCAACUUUGCCACCGAGCUUACUCAAAGGAAUUGGAAUCGAACUUUCUACAGAACCAUGCGAUUGGACUUGAAGCCCGGCCUACUCGAUUCUUUGUUGAACGUAGAACGUCAGCAUUAUGUCACGCACAGGUCGAAGAUUUAAGUUCUUAUUAAGAGCUCCUUCCGGUUGUACGUGUGUACACACGUACAACCGAAAUGAAUGGAGGAUCAAUGUAUACACUCAUGCUAUGUAUGCACUUUUUACCAUUAGCAUUACCAGCUACUUGGAAUUCUAGCUGGUUUCUGGACAGGAGGCACAGAUGCGGACCACAUUCCUGGUCUUAUGAACUACCGACAUUCCCAUCCGUCGACUACGAAGGGAUAGGUUCCGAGGUUCUUGACUUGCUUACUUUCAGUGACAGGUGUGAUAGUUGGCGAGAGUGAAUGCAUCAAUCUUAAUCACGUUUCGUAGUAAAUAAGACACAGUAGAUAUUACAUACAUUAUGAUCUUCCUAGGGGCCAUAAUUUUCUCUUGGAAAGCUUCCGCUCAAUACAUGGGUAGAGAAAAAUGACUACUAUCGAUGUACUCGGAGUAAACAUGUGUAAAUGUUAGAAACUCUUCUAUUUCCAGAUCAAUUUGCUUUACGAAGCCCCGCAUUAAUUGCAAAAUAC